AUGGUCGCAAUCGCAAAGCCACUUGUACUGCCACCCAACGUCAGCAACGAUGCCUUCAACAAGUUCUUAACAGCUUGUCAAGAUGUUGGCAGCGACAACAUUGAGGUCAUCUCCUCCGCAUCUCAGAUCAAGGACGGCAACUACAUGAAACCAAACUACACGCACGACCCUCAUCACAUCUUGAAGCAAGAUUUCUUCCUCGCUUCAGCUGUCGUCGCCCCCCGCAAUGUUGCUGAUGUUCAGACUAUCGUCAAGGCUGCAAACGAGUACCAUGUACCACUAUGGCCCAUCAGUAUCGGAAGAAACUCGGGCUACGGAGGCGCCGCUCCACGUGUAUCUGGUAGCGUAGUCGUUAAUAUGGGUAAAAAUAUGAACAAGAUACUAGAAGUCAAUGUCGAGGGCGCGUACGCUCUGGUCGAGCCAGGGGUCACAUUCCACGAUCUUCAUACCUACCUCGUCGAGAACAACCUUCGUGACAAGCUUUGGCUUGACGUGCCUGAUCUUGGUGGUGGUUCGGUGCUGGGGAAUACUAUGGAGAGGGGUGUUGGCUACACGCCUUAUGGUGAUCACUUCAUGAUGCAUUGCGGUAUAGAGCUAGUCUUACCGAGUGGCGAGGUCAUGCGUACUGGUAUGGGUGCGCUACCUCAUCCUCACGAGAAGGACGGCGUUCCUCCUCAAGACCAACCUUGGAACGACUCGGCGCAGUUGUUUAACUACGGCUUCGGUCCUUAUGUUGACGGAAUAUUCACCCAAUCCAAUCUAGGUAUCGCUACGAAGAUGGGCAUGUGGCUCAUGCCGAACCCAGGUGGUUAUCAGUCAUAUCUCAUCACGAUUCCUCGUGAGGACGACUUGAAGCAAGCUGUUGACAUCAUACGACCGUUGCGAUUGAAUAUGAUUCUCCAGAAUGUACCUACGAUCCGACAUAUUCUUCUGGACGCCGCUGUUUUGGGUCACAAAUCCGAUUACACUUCAGACAUCAACAAGCCUCUUACGGACGCGGAACUAGACGCUAUAGCUAAGAAGCUUGACCUUGGUCGAUGGAACUUCUACGGUGCGCUUUACGGACCUCAGCCAAUCCGUGACGCCAUGUGGGCUGUUGUCAAAGAGUCUUUCUCGGCCAUACCAGGAGCAAAAUUCUACUUCCCGGAAGACCGAAAGGAGGCAAACUUAAUCUUGCAUAUGCGCCACAAAACUAUGCAAGGCAUUCCCACUUACGAUGAGCUGAAAUGGCUGGAUUGGUUACCAAAUGGCUCGCAUCUCUUCUUCUCGCCAAUUUCUAGAGUGAAUGGCGAUGAAGCGACUAGGCAAUUCGCUCUCACCAAAGCGCGGUGCCACGAAGCUGGCCUCGACUUCAUCGGCACGUUCACGGUUGGUAUGCGCGAAAUGCACCACAUAGUAUGUAUCGUCUUCAAUCGCGAAGACGAUGAACAAAAGAAGAAGGUUGUAUGGCUGAUCAAGACGCUGAUUGAUGAUUGUGCUAAGCAAGGGUGGGGAGAGUACCGAACACAUCUUGCAGCUAUGGAUCAGAUCAUGGACACAUACUCGUUCAACAACAACGUCUUCAGACGAUUUAAUGAGACGAUCAAGAACACAGUUGAUCCUAAUGGGAUUCUCGCGCCAGGCAAAUCGGGGAUCUGGCCGAAGCAGUAUGAUCGCAGGCAGUGGAAGCUAUAG
This is a messenger RNA of Alternaria postmessia, 1674 nucleotides long. RefSeq lists its product as uncharacterized. Gene Ontology annotation, cellular component: mitochondrion. Bases 1 to 1674 code for a protein of 557 amino acids. The record is from RefSeq and is a predicted model, not a curated record. Gene Ontology annotation, biological process: lactate catabolic process. The transcript has 3 exons. Gene Ontology annotation, molecular function: D-lactate dehydrogenase (NAD+) activity; D-lactate dehydrogenase (cytochrome) activity; FAD binding. NCBI's taxonomy places the organism in Eukaryota, Fungi, Ascomycota, Dothideomycetes, Pleosporales, Pleosporaceae.